Molecule: messenger RNA, 2629 nt
Organism: Cavia porcellus (domestic guinea pig)
Lineage: Eukaryota; Metazoa; Chordata; Mammalia; Rodentia; Caviidae
Gene: Egfl6
Product: EGF like domain multiple 6
Exons: 12
Coding region: 216-1868 (550 amino acids)
Cellular component (GO): membrane
Molecular function (GO): calcium ion binding
Source: RefSeq, a predicted model, not a curated record
UUGCUCCAGGCUGCUUCCCUGUGGAGGAGCCAACGCACCUCGCCGGCGCCCCUAGCCUCUCGCAGCGGUUGGGGCUGGGAGCACGCUGCAGGCUGAGGACAAGCUGAGCCCCCGAGCAGCCGAGGAGAGAGGAGGUGGCAUCCAGGGUCCAGCCUCCAGACAAGCACCUUCCCGGGGGGCAUAGGAGGAGGAGGAAGGUGACGCUCAGACUGAACAUGCAGCCGCCCUGGGGUCUCGCAUUUCCGCUGCUGCUCCCCUGGGUGGCAGGUGGAUUAGGAAACGCGGCCAGUCCAGGGGAUCACGGGUUAUUGGUAUUGGCACACCAAACUGGGCUCUGUCACUAUGGAACUAAACUGGCCUGCUGCUAUGGCUGGAGAAGAAACAACAAGGGAGUCUGUGAAGCCACCUGCGAACUUGGGUGCAAGUUCGGCGAGUGCGUGGGACCGAACAAAUGCAGGUGCUUUCCAGGAUAUACCGGGAAGAGCUGCAGCCAAGAUGUGAACGAGUGUGGAAUCAAACCCCGGCUAUGCCAGCACAGAUGUGUGAACACACAUGGCAGCUACAAGUGCUUCUGUCUCAGCGGCCACACGCUCAUGCCAGAUGCGACUUGUGCCAACUCUCGGACCUGUGCCAAGACCAAUUGCCAGUAUGGCUGCGAAGACACAGAGGAAGGACCUCGAUGUCUGUGUCCAUCCUCAGGACUUCGCCUGGCCUCAAAUGGAAGGGUGUGCCUAGACAUUGAUGAAUGUGCCUCUGGUAAAGCAGUCUGCCCCUUCAAUCGGAGAUGUGUGAACACAUUUGGAAGCUACUACUGCAAAUGUCACAUUGGGUUUGAACUGAAAUAUAGCAGUGGACGAUAUGACUGUGUGGAUAUAAAUGAAUGUGUUGUGAGUAUCCAUGCAUGCAGCCCCCAUGCCAACUGCCUCAAUACCCAAGGAUCCUUCAAGUGCAAAUGCAAGCAGGGAUACAAAGGCAGUGGAUUCCAGUGUUCUGUUAUCCCUGAAAAUUCUGUAAGGGAAGUCUCCAGAGUGCCUGGGACCAUCAAAGACAGGAUUAAGAAGUUGCUUGCUCACAAAAACAGCAUGAAAAAGAAGAUAAAAAUGAAAAAUGUCACCCCAAGACCCACUGGGACUCGCGCCCCUAAGGCUACCUCAGAGCCCAUCAAUUAUGAAGAGAGUCUUCACAGGGGUGGGAACUCCCCUGGAGACAAGAAAGGGAAUAGAGAAAAACUCAAAGAGGGACUCAAGGAAGAGAAAAGUGAAGAGAAGGCCCUGAAGAAUGACGUGGAGCAGGAGCGAAGCCUCCGAGGAGAUGUGUUUUCUCCUAAGGUGAAUGAAGCAGGUAAUUUGGGUCUGGAUCUGGUCCCAAGAAAAACGCUGAGUUCCAGACUGGAAUACAAAGCAGGUUUAAAUAUCUCUGCUGACUGCAGCUUUGAUAACGGAGUGUGUGACUGGAAACAAGACAGAGAAGAUGAUUUUGACUGGAAUCCUGCUGAUCGAGAUAAUGCUGUUGGCUAUUACAUGACAGUUCCGGCCUUGGCUGGGCACAGGAAGGACAUCGGACGAUUGAAACUUCUCCUCCCAAACCUGCAGCCCCAAAGCAACUUCUGCUUGCUCUUCGAUUACCGGUUGGCAGGAGACAAAGUAGGGAAACUUCGCGUGUUUGUAAAAAACAGUAACAAUGCACUGGCAUGGGAAGAGACCAAGAGUGAGGAUGAAAAGUGGAAGACAGGAAAAAUUCAGUUGCAUCAAGGGAUUGAUGCUACCAAAAGUAUAAUUUUUGAAGCAGAACGUGGCAAAGGCAAAACUGGAGAAAUUGCAGUGGACGGCGUCCUGCUCCUUUCAGGCUCCUGUCCCCCUGGUCUUUAACUGUGCAAGGUUGACCGUUACUGUUGUCUUUUAUAUCAUAAAAUUUGGCUUUUUGUGUCAGUUCUCUGUUUUUUUGAUGUGACAUCAUAAGACUCCCCAUUUUAGACAUACAACCUGAAAAUUGUAACAUAUCAAUAGAAACACUGUAAAGUGUCUUUCUUAUAUCAGAUGUGCUGAUAUUUGCUUUAGAUACAGUGCCACUGUGUCUUCUCUAUCAUUUCUGAUCUUUUCCCCAGUACAUUAUAAAAAUAUAGCAAUGAUACUUCAUCCCUUCCUCUCUACCCAGUAUAUCUUAUUUUUCUAAGAGGCUGUUGAAUUUCUCCAUGCAACAUUUCUUGAACAACAACAACAGAAUUCACAGAGAGAUGUCUAACUGUUUGACUUUUAUGGUGCUUCUUGGAAACUAUGAUACUAAAUUUAAAUUUUGUCUCUGUGGCUCAGCCUGCUGUUUCAUAGCUAAGUGUGUAUAUUUAAAGUCUUUGUAAUAAUAAUAUCUAAAUAACUACCUUGUGUUAUGACUUAGAUUUUCCUAAGCAAGAAAAUUUGCUGUUGAUUAUAUGUUUAUAUGUGUGUAUGAUUACCUGCUUUUCUGGAAAUGAAGUUUUCAUUCUUUUCUGUAUGGAAAUAUUUUCUAUUCUUAUCAUUACUAUUAUGUGAAAGAUGAUCACUUUGUGAGACCUCAUAACUGCAAAGCAAAUUGGCGUAUAUAGUUGAACUCAGUGUCAGACAACUACCAAAAACUAAAUUAACAGGUAAUAGCA